This is a messenger RNA of Micropterus dolomieu (smallmouth bass), 1901 nucleotides long. RefSeq lists its product as uncharacterized. The transcript is spliced from 7 exons. The coding region runs from base 148 to 1113 and encodes 321 amino acids. NCBI's taxonomy places the organism in Eukaryota, Metazoa, Chordata, Actinopteri, Centrarchiformes, Centrarchidae. The record is from RefSeq and is a predicted model, not a curated record.
CAGAUUUGGCUCCAGAUAUAAACACAGAGAUCCUCUCUGGCCCCGUUGCUCACUUCACUGUUAUCACAACUAGCAGGCAGUUUGCUCCAAGUGGCCGAAAAAACAGGAAAAAAGCAGGAGGGAACGAUCUUUGGCACAUUCCCCAGGAUGGAGAAGGAUUCUCCAUCCAAGCCAUCUGUGGCUGAGCUGGCUGGAAGGUUCAAAGGUCAUAUUCUACCAAUGCCCACCUCAAAUGAUGAGUUGCAUUUUCGAAGAAGACCUCCUUCGUCCCUAAAGUUGCAAAAUCAAAAAGAUGAAAAUGAAGAAUCAGAUAAAACGAUUGUCUCCCCAAAUCCCUUUAAAAUCAAGAUGAAGAACUCCCCCAUCAUUGAGAAACUUCAGUUCACACGGUGGGCAGCCAUGGGACAAAAGGGCUGCCGCUUCUCUCUCUUCCUCUUCUCCCCAGUGCAGGCCAAUCUUGCUCUGUCACCCACUGCUCUGCUGCCUUCACCCAAGAGUCCUGAGGUGAAGCUCCAGCCGGCACCGUUGUCUCCCACCCCACCCUGCAGUCCUCUGAGCCCCCUGAGCCCCACCCUGCGGCCUUCACAUCUGUCCAGUGAAGAGGAGGAUACCGUCAGCUUUGAAAGCCCUCCUGAAGGCACCCCACUGCCAAGCAUUAACAAGACUCGUGCACGACUAUCAUUCAAGAGGCGCCCGCCCACGAGACAGCACAGAAGGUCAGCUAGAGAGGAGGCGGGAGCCUUUGGGACUGCUCUGUCCCCAUGUGAACUGUACAGCCCAAAAGAAAAUGGGGACAUGGACCAGGUUUUCGACAGCCCAGCAGAGGAAGCUGAAUAUGGACAGCCAGCCAGUCUGAAAGAAGCUGAAGAGAAGGACAGGGACUGUGAACAAACAGAGGAUGAGGUAGCAAGGAGUGACCCAGAUGACAGGCAACAUCUGGAGGAGAAGGAGGAGGAGGAAGCAGAACAAGCCCAAAGUUCGAAGAUUUUCGAGGAGGAACAGCAGCUUUCAGAGCCUUGCCCUGUCCAGCAGAUAGAGGGCGAUGUUAGUACAGAUAUAGGGCAGGAGGAGAUGCCUCAAGAGAAACAGCAAGGGGGAAAUGACAUGGUGUAAGCUGUGAAUAUUUAUGUAAGAAAAAAACAAACACAUUUAUGAAUAAGUUAUUUAGUGCUUUGAUUAAGAGAACUCUUUGAAAAAUACUCCUCAUAAAAAGAUCUUCUGUUUUAAAUGUCUUGGUACCUGUUCUGAUUUAAGUCCCUCGGUCGCACUCUCCUGGCUGUCUAUGGAACAGUGGAGAGUACUAUAAACACUGUAGAGUUGUGAGAAGCCGCCGGUCUCUGCACAUGGAAAUAUGCAUCAGUUUAUACCAUAUCCAUUAUUAGGCAGAGGAAAUUUGUGUCAUAUUGUACAGAGUCUGCAAUUUUCAAGUCAAAGACAUGUUUAAGGGUCCACUUCUUUGUCGUGCGCACAGGACUUUAGAAAUACUGAAUGCUGGGUUGAAAAAAAGACAACAAUAUUAUUAGUCUUCACAUAUAUGCUAGCAGAAAUAUCAAAUGUUUUGACAUCAUACCAAAUCACAAUCACUUUAGGUUGAAAUUAUGUUAUUUGCUUAACUAGUUUUCUCUUGAUGUAUAUGGGUCUACUUCUCUGCUUGUCUUUUAUUUUGUAAUGCUACAAAAUAUCUAAAUCACAGAGCUACUGUGGAGUUGGGUCUUCAGUAGUUAUCUACAGAAAUGUUAAGAAAAUAAACAGCCUCUUUCUUAUGUAAGAAAAAAAGUUAAAUUGUUUGGUCAAAUGUUUGGGUUGAAAGAAUCAAUAUUAUUGACAUAUUUAUAAGGCAUACACUGUGUAAGAAAGCAAGUUUUGAACAUUAAAAUGUCUCAGAAAGCUGCACAACAUAA